AUCAUUUCGUUUCGAGAGAAAUCAGGCAGGCAGGCAGGCAGUCCGGUCAGUCAGUCAGUCAGUCAGUCAGUCAGUCAAUUGACAGUUUAAACAGACCAACAAAAACCCUCCUUGACUUGACCCCCAAAUUUGCGCCGCCCCCAACCCCCCCAAGUCCACUCCGGAACUGUCAAGCCGACUGCCUACAUACAUUACCUGGUACACAAGCCAGCGACUCGUACAUUCUUCGUCCAACUCGCCGGGCCCUGUCGCAACCGACCCAACUGCACACUCUUGAAGCUGUAUCCUAUCGUACCUGAUCGUCUUGGCCGGAACAGCUACUUAUCCUAGUUUACAUCCUUGUCCGUCCAUCUGCUCAACUUACACUUCGAGACCAGAGUAACGGGUCAAGCUCACGACUCAAGACGAAGGUUCCACUCAUCUCAACUUUCGACUGUCUCUUGGAAGCUUCAGAGGUCCCCCUCUCGUACAAUCAUGACGGACGGGAUCCCGAAAGAGCCCAUCCCUACGAGCAACCCACCGUCGAACCCAGUCAACCCAUGCCAGCAAGAUGACCAGGCAGGACCCCACGCAGACCACCGGCUGUUACAAGCUGCUGCCGCCGGUCUGUUGAAUAAGCAAAAUGCAGCCUCAAACGCAAACAUCAAUUUCUCUUUUCCUACUUUAGACACCACAUGCGCCGUCAACGCCAGGAGCCCUAUCGACACUCCAACCAAAUCCGCCCGCCUCGGGAGCCACCACAGUCACAUCGAGUUUCGAACGAGAACAAUCGCCCCCUCACCUUCGGAAACUCCCAGCCCGCACCGCAACUCUGACGAAGCCUCCCGAUACCAGCGAAGCCCCCUCGCCUCUAGUUCGAGAACCACAAGUCCCCAAGAGGUUCCUGAGGGACGUCCUGCACACCGCAGGGACAGCAACAACAACCUCUCUCCCAUCACGCCAGCCAAAUCCCCAGCGUUUGGCCUCCACCACAAAACUUCUGCCUCAUCUCUGCGACCCAUUGCACGCACCCCGAGCUUCAAAAAUAGCUUGGGCCCUAGUUUUGGCACCGCUUCGGCCGCCAGCUCGACAUAUCCAAGUCCGAUCAUAUCUGCUAUGGGCGACGUCACCCCACUUCCAUCACCUCUUCUAUCUGGUGACUCGCCAGGCCCUUGGAGGAGGUUGGCGCGUCCGCCCUCUCGAGACACUCCUGCCGCCACGCCUGGCGUAGAGUCGGUUCUCGUUUCUACCAACGGCGAGUCGAUAGCAGCGGCCAUGACAUCUCAGCCGCAGAGGAAGGUUUACAUGGGCUUGGGGCUGGAUACAAGCUCCAGCACCAACACCAAUAGCCAGCCAGAGAGGACCCUGCCGCAUACUCGAAACAGGAGUGUGAGCGAGUAUAAACCGGACCCAAUGUUAUUGCCAAAGCGGAUGUCGACGGUGUCAGGAUCUCGGGACAAGACGGAAAAAAGCACGGAGGCGCAGCAGCGGAUGCGUCGUGAGCCACAUCUAUCGGCUGCACGUGGGUUAACACCAGUGGAAAAGCCCCCUACCCCACCGCCUAGCGAAUCUUCCAUAAGCGCCGGGGAGAUUGUGGGUGGCGGUGUUCCUGCUAAGAGCAGCGAUGGGGAGGAAGGCUCUGGCCAAAAGCCUCGGUACGAGUACUUUGAAGCACGAAAUCGUACUGAUGGCAAGCUGCGACGUUGGCGGGCCGUCAAAGAACUUGGGCAAGGCACAUUCAGUCGGGUCAUGCUAGCAACGAGUGCGCGACCAAAUGGUGAAUCUACUAGCGAGGAGGCGAACGACGCAUCACCGCGUACCAGUGGUCAAUAUGAUCGCAAGACACUUGUUGCCGUGAAGGUGUGCGAAUCGGGACCCAAGGGCGGAGCUUCAGAAGACCGUAUCGAGAUGAGUCUGAAGCGGGAGCUUGAGAUCAUGAAAUCGAUACACCACCCCAACCUGGUGCACCUUCGUGCGUGGAAUAUCGAGCCAACUCGUGCCAUACUCGUACUCAGCUAUUGCACAGGAGGAGAUUUGUUCGAUGUGGCGAGCGCUCAUCGCAGCGUGCUCACCCCGCCCCUAGUACGCCGCAUAUUUGCGGAGCUCAUAUCUGCCGUGAGUUACUUGCAUGAGAGGCGCAUCGUCCAUCGGGACAUCAAGUUGGAGAACGUUCUGGUCAACCUCACACCCUCAGAGUUGGCGGACCCUUCUAUAGACUGGGCUACAUACCCCUACCCAGUUUCUACACUGACAGAUUUGGGUCUGGCUCGCCGUGUUGCUGAUGACGAGAAGCUCGAGACGCGAUGCGGGUCUGACGACUAUGCCGCGCCCGAGGUAAUCAUGGGCCAACCCUAUGACGGCCGCGCCAUUGAUGCCUGGUCACUUGGAGUGCUCUUGUAUGCUCUUCUCGAAUCACGUCUCCCCUUUGACCCGCUGCCUGGGACUGUCACAGGAGCCGACAGUGCCCACCGCAUGAGGUCUCGGACCUCGCACCGAAUUGCGCGCAUCGAGUGGCGCUGGGUUACGUUUGCGGGAGAAGAUGGUGACCACGACGGCGACGAGGAGUUGUUCAAGAGCAAAGGUCUCCUCGGGGCUAUGCAAAUCACCGAGGGCUUACUGAAACGUGCGAGAAGCAGAUGGACAGUCGACAAGGUUGCUCAGACAGAAUGGGUCAAGGGCGGGAUACAGGUCGAGGGUGGCGUCAAGUUUUUAGAAGUGGAAGACGGUGAGGUUGCUCAGGAUGAUGAUGUGAUGGGUUUAUGAUCGUUAUGAGGAGCCCCCCUUUCUUUUAUUUUGCUACAAUGACCUCGGCAGCUUCAAGGGACGGGUAGAGAUGAAGGCAGGUUGGCCACAUUUCCCCAUCUUUGUGCCUGCCCAAGAAUCACACCUCGGCGAUACUCAUAAAUGACUUGACAGUCUUACAAUAGCGCCCUCCCGGCUACGGCGCUCAUGCAUUACAUCCAAUAAGCCUACUUACCCAUCAAUUAGCAAGCUUCAUUCAAUCGACGAGCUUCUCGCUCUUUGCUUUACUCAAUGUUAAAUACUCUUCACGCCGAGCGAUUUCCUUGAUAUUGUUUCAGGGGGUUUCAGGCAUACACGCCUAGUGAACAAAAUGUGGUUCAGGGGCCAAGUUGCU
Molecule: messenger RNA, 3115 nt
Organism: Pyricularia grisea
Lineage: Eukaryota; Fungi; Ascomycota; Sordariomycetes; Magnaporthales; Pyriculariaceae
Exons: 2
Coding region: 475-2742 (755 amino acids)
Biological process (GO): protein phosphorylation; intracellular signal transduction
Cellular component (GO): cell cortex
Molecular function (GO): ATP binding; protein serine/threonine kinase activity
Source: RefSeq, a predicted model, not a curated record